Messenger RNA from Sphenostylis stenocarpa, 2892 nucleotides. Lineage: Eukaryota; Viridiplantae; Streptophyta; Magnoliopsida; Fabales; Fabaceae. The record is from the annotation of a GenBank genome assembly.
AUGGGAGCUAUAGGGCCUAAUUCUGCUGUUAAGAAUAAUAGUUUUGAGUGCAUUGAGAUGGAAAGGAAAGCCCUUCUUAAGUUUAAAGAAAGUCUAAAUGAUCCUUUUCAUUGCCUAUCUUCAUGGGUUGGCAGUGAUUGCUGCAAAUGGGUGGGUGUAAGAUGCAACAAACAUACAGGGAAUGUGAUAAGGCUACAUCUUAGAGGCACAAAUAUCUGUUCCAAGGCCACAAAUAAGUCAGUCACAGACACCAAAUGGCCUUUGAGUGGUGAGUUGAAUGCUUCUCUGCUUGACUUGAAAUAUUUGAAUUAUUUGGACUUAAGUCACAAUAAUUUUGAGAAUGUUCAAGUCCCAUCAUUUUUAGGUUCACUUGGUAACUUGUGGUAUCUCAAUCUGUCCCAUUCAUCCUUUACUGGCAUGGUUCCUUCUCAGCUAGGAAACUUGUCUCAUUUGCAGUAUCUUUCUUUGUUAACACCUUCAUCUUCAUCAUUAUUAUGGGCUUCUGAUUUGAGUUGGUUGUCUAGUCUUACAUCUCUCCAAUAUCUAGAUAUGAGUAAUGUGAAUCUCAGUAGAGCAUCAAGUUCAUGGCUCCAAUCUGUCAAUAGGAUUCCAUCUCUUUCAAUUUUGAGGUUAUCUGCUUGUGGACUUUCUAGUUUACCUCAAACUCUUCCAUUUUUAAAUCUUACAUCGCUUUCAGUCCUUGAUCUUUCGUUCAAUACCUUUCAUUCCUUGAUACCAGGAUGGCUGUCCAAUAUCAGUAACAUGAGAGAACUUGACUUAAAAUUGGCAAAACUUGAAGGUCCCAUCACUACUGUAUCAUGGGGAAAUUUGUGCAAGUUACAUAGUCUAGACUUGUCAUCAAACACUCAGGUUGCUGGUGAAGUUCAAGGAUUUGUGGAGGCUUUAACAAAGCGCACCAACAGUAGCAUAGAGGUUUUAGAUUUGGCUCACAAUGAACUUACAGGGAAUUUACCAACCUCUUUGGGUUACCUUAAAAAUUUGAGAACCAUUUGGUUUGAGGGAAACAAAUUGUCUGGUUCAAUCCCUCCAUCCAUUGGAAAUUUGUCAUAUUUAACACUUCUAGACAUUUCCGACAACAAGAUGAAUGGGACUAUUGCAUCUAACAUAGGUCACCUCACUGAACUAUUGACACUGAACCUUGACGGGAAUUUUUGGGAAGGCAUCCUAACUGAAAACCAUUUUCAUAACCUCACACAUUUGUCUACAUUUUAUGUAUCAUCCAAAAUGGGGUCUUUAACUUUCAAUAUCACACAAAACUGGGUUCCAUCUUUUAAUCUAGUGGAUCUAGAAAUUCAUGACUGUCAAUUAGGCCCUGAGUUUCCAGCAUGGCUCAAAACUCAAAGCAACCUAAUGACCAUUGUUCUCAAAAACACCGGAAUAUCAGUUACAGUGCCAAAUUGGUUUUGGGAUUUCUCACCACAAGUCAUCACUGUGGACCUCUCCAAUAACCAAUUAAAGGGAAGCCUUCCAAAGUCCUUACUCUUUGGUGAUUUUGCAUCAGUUAAUUUGGGGUUUAAUGCCUUGGAAGGGUCAAUUCCAGUUUGGUCUGGUGUGACUUUCCUUUCCCUAAGCAACAACUUUCUCUCUGGCUCAAUUCCUUCAAAUAUUGGCCAAGACAUGUCACAGCUUGAAGGUUUGGAUCUUUCAGGGAACUUAAUAACUGGCAGCAUACCUUCAUCCAUGAGGUUGCUAUAUGCUUUAAGUUUUCUUGAUCUAUCAAACAAUAGUUUAUCAGGGAAAAUACCUCUAUAUCAAGAGGGACACAAGCUAAACCUGUAUACUAUUGAUCUAUCAGGCAAUAAUCUAUCAGGAGGAAUUCCUGCUUGGAUGUGCACAACACCUUCACUCAGAAUAGUUCAACUAAGCAACAACCGCCUUUCUGGGAAGCUAUCAUCCAUGUUUCCCAACUGCCCCUAUUUGUACACAAUAGAUCUUGGAGAUAAUGCAUUUUUUGGCUCCAUACCAAAGUGGCUUGGGAAUAACGUCACUUGGAUAAAUGAGCUGAGACUACAUGGCAAUGCACUUACUGGAAAUAUCCCUGAAAGUUUGUGCCAUCUAUCGCAUCUUCAUGUUCUUGAUCUUGCACACAAUAACUUUUCAGGCCAUAUCCCUCCAUGCUUAGGCAAUAUGACAGGUUUCAAAAGACCAAGUCCUUAUCAAAUUGGCAAUAUCCCCUCAGAUAAUCCUGUAGCCUACUCUGAGCACAUGGAUUUGUAUGUGAAAGGAAGAUCAAUGAAAUACACAUCAGAAAUGCAUGUUAUAAAUCUUAUUGAUCUUUCCAGCAAUCAUCUAUCUGGGGAGAUCCCACAAACACUCACAGAACUUUCAUACUUAGUUUCCUUGAACCUGUCUUGGAACCAAUUCACUGGGGUCAUACCAACAAAGAUUGGAGCACUAAAUCAAUUGGAAAGCCUUGACCUUUCGAACAACCAUCUCUCAGGUCCAAUACCUCCAAAUAUGGCUUCCUUGACUUUCUUGGGACAUUUGAACUUGUCCAAUAACAACUUGUCUGGUGAAAUACCAACAGCAAAUCAGUUCUAUACUUUGACAGAUCCCUCCAUCUAUGAGGGUAAUCCACACCUCUGUGGGACACCUUUGACUACUAAGUGUUCAGAGCAUGUUGAUGAAAGCCCCACUGGUAAUGACACAGAUGAAGAUCAAGACAGUUCCCAUGAUAAGUUGUGGUUAUAUUUGAUCAUAGGACUUGGCUACUUUGUGGGAUUUUGGGCUGUUUGUGGCAGCUUAGUGUUGAAGAGAUCUUGGAGACAUGCCUAUUUCCAGUUUGUUGAUUCCAUGAAGGAUUGGAUUUUGCUUGUUACAAUAAUGAAUUGGAUUCGAAUCAAGAGAAAACUGAAACUAGAAAAAAAUUGA